This is a messenger RNA of Tripterygium wilfordii, 1750 nucleotides long. RefSeq names its product glycerol-3-phosphate acyltransferase 5-like. The record is from RefSeq and is a predicted model, not a curated record. NCBI's taxonomy places the organism in Eukaryota, Viridiplantae, Streptophyta, Magnoliopsida, Celastrales, Celastraceae. Gene Ontology annotation, molecular function: phosphatase activity; glycerol-3-phosphate 2-O-acyltransferase activity. The coding region runs from base 77 to 1561 and encodes 494 amino acids. Gene Ontology annotation, biological process: cutin biosynthetic process. Gene Ontology annotation, cellular component: membrane. The transcript has 2 exons.
CAUCGCUACACACCCUUAAAAACAUACCAUUUAUUUUCAACAAAACUAAAAUUAUUCACACACAAAGAAGAUCAAUAUGGAGUACUACUCAACAUCAUCGGUUGUUUCAGAACUUGAAGGAACUCUAUUGAAAGAUCCCGAUCCGUUCUCUUAUUUCAUGUUAGUGGCGUUCGAGGCAUCAGGUUUGCUUCGAUUUGCCUCGUUAUUGAUUCUUUGGCCCGUGAUUCGAUUGUUAGACGUGUUAAACAUGGGUGAUGCUGGUCUUAAGCUCAUGAUUUUUGUUUCUACGGUUGGUGUCCGGGCGUCGGAGAUUGAAUCGGUGGCUCGAGCAGUUUUGCCUAAGUUUUAUAUGGAUGAUGUUGAUAUGGAGGGGUGGAGAUGGUUUAGUGGGUGUGAGAGAAGGUUGGUGUUUACUAAGAUGCCAAGAAUUAUGGUGGAGAGGUUUGUGAAGGAGCAUUUGAGAGCUGAUGAGGUUGUUGGGAGUGAACUUGUGGUGAAUCGAUUUGGGUUCGUCACUGGUUUUGUUGAUGGUGAUAUCAACUCUCAUAUCUCGAGUCGAAUCGCCAAGGUGUUCGUUGAUGACAAACCUACUUUAGGGUUGGGAAGGCCUUCUUCAAGCUCAUCCAUUUUAAACCUAAGCAAGGAACAAUUACACCCACCAUUCACGAUGACCACCCAAAAGCAGCAAGACAAUCAAAUCCUCCGUCCACUACCGGUGAUCUUCCACGACGGCCGCCUUGUCAAGCGCCCGACUCCCUCCACCGCACUCCUAAUCCUUCUAUGGAUGCCAUUAGGGAUCUUACUCGCCUUUGUCCGCAUAUUUAUCGGCCUCAUACUCCCAAUGUCAGCUAUACCCUACGUCCCCUGUAUUUUCGGAAGCAAAAUCAUCGUAAAAGGCAAACCACCACCGCCCGCCACCAAUGGCAAUAGCGGCGUCCUCUUUGUUUGCACCCACCGGACACUAAUGGACCCGGUGAUCUUAUCCACCAUGCUCCAACGCAAAAUCCCAGCCGUUACAUACUCCAUUUCUCGAUUAUCCGAAAUCCUAUCCCCAAUCCCUACCGUCCGAUUGACGAGAAUCCGCCACGUGGAUUCAGAGAAGAUCAAAUGCAAGCUCUCCAAGGGUGAUCUAGUUGUUUGUCCUGAGGGAACAACAUGUAGAGAGCCGUUUUUGUUAAGGUUCAGUGCACUUUUCGCAGAAUUAACUGACCGGAUCGUUCCGGUCGCCAUGAAUUGUAGAGCAGGGUUUUUCCAUGCAACUACGGCCAGGGGUUGGAAAGGUUUGGACCCAAUCUUCUUCUUUAUGAACCCUAGACCGGUCUAUGAGGUCACGUUCUUGAACCAGUUGCCGGUGGAGGCGACUUGCUCAGCCGGCAAGAGUCCACAUGAUGUUGCAAAUUAUGUACAGAGAAUCUUGGCCGCCACGUUAGGGUUCGAGUGCACAAACUUUACAAGAAAGGAUAAGUAUAGAGUGCUGGCUGGAAAUGAUGGAACGGUGUCGUAUACUUCAUUUGUUGAUCAGGUUAAGAAGGUGGUGAGCACUAUCAAUAAGAUUUGGUGAGUUUAUUGUAUUUUGGGUUUCUCGUAAAUUAGUUGGGUUUGAUUUGAUUUUUUCUUUUGCAUAAUUUUUAUUUCCGAAAUUGUUGAAUAAUGUAAAGGAUGGCUAAUUUAAAAUCUGGGCCAUUGAAUUGGUCAAAAUUUGUGAUGAUACCAAUUUUAUGAUUAAACCAGAAUAAAUGUUUUAUUUUAU